UUGGGACGUCACUCGUCACGUGACCUGCAUGUCCCCGGAUAUCCGCUGUGUUGAGAGUAGCUGUUCUGAGUGUGACCCGGCCGCUCUGAGCUCGUAGCCCGGAGCCUGUGAAAGUGGCGCUGGACACAUGGAGGCCGCUCAGCUGGACCCCGAUGGCGGGGAAUGGCCCAGCGUUCCCGGGGCCCUGGAGGUCGGGGAUACCCCCCGGGGCCCUGAGACCCCCGCACAUGGCGAUGCGCGGCCCCAGGGUCCCGGGGAACAUGAGGAAGCCGGGACUGGUCAUCCCGGGGCCGGGAGUAAUGCGGGUGCGCGGCCCGGGACCGCUGAGAGGGCCCGGAAUCCCAGGACCAGGGGUGAUGAGGGGCCCGGGGGGCAUGAGGAUGCCUGGGCCAGUCAGGGGACCAGGGCUGGGGGCGAUGAGGCCACAGGGAAUGUCAGCACCGGGGGUAUUCAGGGGUCCCGGAGUCUCAGGGCCGGGCCCAGGAGCGAAUGCACUGAGGGGCCCAGGGAUCCAGCCUCUGGGAUCAAUGAGGGGCCCAGGGCUCCAGCCUCUGGGAUCAAUGAGGGGCCCAGGGCUCCAGCCUCCGGGAUCAAUGAGGGGCCCGGGGCUCCAGCCUCUGGGAUCAAUGAGGGGUCUGGGAAUCCAGAAUCCGGGAACAAUGAGGGGUCCGGGAAUCCAAUCUCUGGGAUCAAUGAGGGGCAGAGGAAACCAGCUUCCAGGAGCAGUGAGGGGCCCGGGGAUCCAGCCUCUGGGAUCAAUGAGGGGCCCGGGAAUGCUGUCCGGAGGAGCUAUGUCAGCCCCGACCAUGCCCUCCCCAGCAGCAGUGAGGAGCAUGAGCUUCCCAGGGGUCGGACCAAUGAGGGCCCCAAUGUUGCAAGGAUCGGGGCCGCAGGCCAACGGGUUCCCGGGACCCAUAGGGCUGAGAGGACCCAUGCUUCCAGGACCUGCAGGGAGGAGGGCUCCAGGUCCAGCAUCGUUGGCAAUGAGGAACCCAAUGCUCUUGGGACAAGUUGCCCCAAGGAAUGCGAUGAUGCAGGGACCAAUGCCCCAGAGGAACUCCAUGACACUGGGAGCAUCACCCCAGAGAAGCAGCUUCAUUCAGAACCUAGGAAGGGACAUGGGUCCAAUGAUGGGACCAUGGAGGGGGCCAAGGAUUCCGGGGGCCCAGAGCCUUUUAAGAAACCCAUCGCUGCUGCAAGGCCAAACUGGAAUGAAAAGACCCUGGAGCAACGAAACAAACCACCAGCCUCCCCCGCAGCUUCCCCAUCCGUUAGCCUUCGAGGGGCCGAACGGGAAACGGCCCAGGAUGUCUGCACCAGGCUUCCAUCUGAUGCCAACCGAGCCAGCCCUGCCAUUCCCUAUCGGGAGCCUGCCUGGGCCGGGCGGCCCGAGAGCCUUUACAGCCUGGAGGUGCUGAAAGGCGGCAGCGUUCUGUCAACAAUGAAUGUAAACGAUGUCAGCUGCAUGGUUUUUGGCAGACUCCCCGGUUGCCAUGUCUCACUAGAGCAUCCCUCCGUCUCCCGUUACCAUGCCGUGCUGCAGUACCGCUCUGUUGCUGGUUCUGAUCCGGAUGAAGAACCUGGGUUUUAUGUAUAUGAUUUAGGCAGCACCCACGGCACAUUCCUCAAUAAGCAGCGCAUUCAGCCCAAGACCUACUGCCGUUUUCGAGUGGGACAUGUCCUAAAAUGUGGAGGAAGCACUCGUCUGUUCAUACUACAGGGCCCAGACGAGGACCAGGAAGCGGAAUCCGAGAUGACUGUAACUCAGAUUAAGGAGGCGCGGAGACAGAGGGAGACCCUGCAGAAGAAGAUGCUGGGAGAUGACUCUGAUGAAGAAGAAGAUGGCCCUAACAAGGGACAGGGCAGGACAGAACAGGGGGAGUCGGGCGCUAGUUCUGGCUGCACAUGGGGAAUGGGGGAGGAUGCGAUUGAGGAGGAGAACGAUGAGAACCCCAUCGCGCUGGAGUUUCAGGAGGAGCGCGAAGCCUUGUACCUAAAGGAUCCCAAGAAGGCUCUGCAGGGGUUCUUUGAUAGAGAAGGAGAAGAGCUGGAGUUUGAAUACGAUGAGCAAGGUUCCGGGUCGUGGCUCUGCAGAGUGAAGUUGCCAGUGGAUGAUUCCUCGGGGAAGCAGCUGGUAGCAGAGGUCACCCAUUCUGGAAAGAAGAAGGACUCGGCCAGACUGUGCGCUCUGGAGGCCUGUCGGAUGCUAGAGAUGAGAGGCUUGCUGCGGCAGGAGGCAGUUGCACGAAAAAGAAAGGCUAAACGGUGGGAGGACGAGGAUUUCUACGACAGCGAUGACGACACUUUCCUUGACCGCACCGGAAUAGUGGAAAAGAAGCGUCUGAGUCGCAUGAAAAAAGCUGGGAAGAUUGGAGAAAAACCGGAAACCUUUGAAUCUCUGACCGCUAAACUGGAUCUUGUCGAAAAGGAGAUUGCAGAGAUAGCAGCUCGCCUGAAAACAACCCAGACAGGUGAGUCCCAGAAUUCUGCCCAGGACCCUCUAGAUGCCUUCAUGACUGAAAUGAAAGCCGGCAGCACCAUGGACAGCGUGACCCGCAAGAAGCUGAAUUUGCGGUCCUUGGAGCUGAAGAAGGAACAGCAGAGGCUGAAGACUCUGAUAAAGAUUGUGCAGCCCGUGAAACUUCCUGAAUUAAAGCCUGACCAAACAGAACAAGACCCCAAGACAAAGAAGUUGGCAUUACCGAUGUUUGGGGCUAUGAAGGGAGGACGUAAAUUCAAACUAAAAACCGGAACAGUUGGGACAUUGCCACCAAAGCGGAUGGAUCUCCCCGCCAGCCUGUUUACAAUGAAAGACGAGCCAGAGUUAGAGGAGGAGGAAGUAGACGCCAUGCAAGUGGACGGCCACUCUGAGGCAGCACCUGCACUGGGUCCAGCUCCGGAACAGAUCACCAGCUCAGACCAUGGGCCUAGCGUCCAGAGCACUCUGGAUGCAGAGGAGAACCUGAAGGAAAGUCCCGUGGUCACAAGUUCCAGUAGAAGGGUCCCAGCCCCGAACAGCCACAAACCUCAAGUGACGCAGCCUGAGGAGAUCCCUAAUCCUGCAGCGAAGCAGAAGAAGAUGCGUGGCCCAAGCAGACCCCCACAAAUUGUUUCAUCAAAUUACCCUGAAGAUGACCCAGAUUAUUGCGUGUGGACCCCGCCUACAGGGCAAACGGGAGAUGGAAAGACCCAUUUAAAUGAAAAAUACGGCUAUUGACCACCACUAAACUUGCCCAGCGGUACAUCUGUCGCCAUCAGGGGUAUCGGUCAGUCUUUGUUCCGGUGUUUUAAGUCUUUUUAAGACCCAACACUGAUUUCCUGAGCCGCUGACACGGACCACUGAGCCGCUGACACGGACCACCCUACAUGGUUUAUUUAACCCCUUUAUAGUCCAGAGAUCCCAAAUGUUUACACACCGGAACGUCCGAUGUAUUUAUCUAUCUUCACAUCGUCAAAGAAAUGGUUUAAUGAAAUGUGAUCACUCUAAAACAUCUUGCGUUUAAAUGCUGGUUUUCCAAAUAUUAACCGGAAAGAGACAGUGAGAAGAAUCUCUAAAGAUUUGUGUUUAAGACCAUUCGCUACGUGUCCGCCUGGUUCUAACUUAUGUCACCUCUGCACCCUCCUGCGCUGCCGCCGGCGGAGCAGCCGACGACUACCGAUAGCAGUUCGGACGUGGGGGUGUCGCUCCUGGCUGGAGCGCUGUGUAUUGAGCCACCGCCUGUAACCGUCGCCAAUUUCUGUUUUACUGGAUUCACGUGCUUCAGGUCUUUUAGAAUAGACUUGUUAGAAGGAAUAACCUUGAUAGACCCCCCCCCCACAGCUCCUGUAGAUAGGGCUGUAAUUGGUGUGGAGAUUUUAUUUUCGUGGUUUAUAAUUUUUGCCACCUUGUACAAUUCUGAAGCUGUAAAUACCUGUUUAGUUUGUAGCCUUGUUUCUAAAAUAACAUUAAAAAAAAUUUGUGAACUUA
Pseudophryne corroboree (corroboree frog) is the source of this 3967-nucleotide messenger RNA. It is a transcript of the gene SLC4A1AP, whose product is annotated as solute carrier family 4 member 1 adaptor protein. NCBI's taxonomy places the organism in Eukaryota, Metazoa, Chordata, Amphibia, Anura, Myobatrachidae. The record is from RefSeq and is a predicted model, not a curated record. Gene Ontology annotation, molecular function: protein binding; mRNA binding.